CAAGAAUGAUGGCGUAAAGAAAAAUCUGCAAAAAGAAGGGGUACAAAAAUAAUAAUCGGGUGUGCAAAGGAGAACGAACAAUACAAUGAAGAAGAGGAAAAAAAACAAAACAAAGGAUAGUCCAUCACACGACAACAGCUCAACAAAACAAGGUCUUGCUAGUAGAUCGAUAAAGGUACCUGAUCAACUGCUGCAACUCACAAGAAAAAACAACACAUUACGCUGCGCACCCCUCUCUCUUCUCCCUUCCUAUACAGGCAACCACCUCCCCAUCAUCUACACCCUUAUCCUUUAAAUACCCAGAAGAAUCCCUUGCCAAGCCCUUCCUUA
Molecule: messenger RNA, 330 nt
Organism: Bipolaris sorokiniana ND90Pr
Lineage: Eukaryota; Fungi; Ascomycota; Dothideomycetes; Pleosporales; Pleosporaceae
Exons: 1
Coding region: 86-295 (69 amino acids)
Source: RefSeq, a predicted model, not a curated record